Messenger RNA from Hippopotamus amphibius kiboko, 4750 nucleotides. It is a transcript of the gene TAF3, whose product is annotated as TATA-box binding protein associated factor 3. Gene Ontology annotation, cellular component: transcription factor TFIID complex. NCBI's taxonomy places the organism in Eukaryota, Metazoa, Chordata, Mammalia, Artiodactyla, Hippopotamidae. Gene Ontology annotation, molecular function: protein heterodimerization activity. The transcript is spliced from 7 exons. Bases 158 to 2956 code for a protein of 932 amino acids. The record is from RefSeq and is a predicted model, not a curated record.
GCUUUGAGGUGGUCGCCGGGGGUCGGGGUUGCGGGGUGGGGGGCCGAUUUCCCCGCCGCGGGGGGCCCUAGAGGAUGAAUCGGAGGCGCUGCUGAGGGGAGGCGGCGGGCCUGGAGAGACGCGGCAGCGAGGACCGCGGUGGCGUCCACGGAGCGGGAUGUGCGAGAGUUACUCCAGGUCGUUGUUGAGGGUCUCGGUGGCGCAGAUCUGCCAGGCGCUGGGCUGGGACUCGGUGCAGCUGAGCGCCUGCCACCUCCUCACCGACGUGCUGCAGCGCUACCUGCAGCAGCUGGGACGGGGCUGCCACCGGUACUCUGAGCUGUAUGGCCGGACAGACCCAAUUUUGGAUGAUGUUAGUGAAGCUUUCCAGCUUAUGGGGGUUAGCCUUCAUGAACUAGAAGACUACAUCCACAACAUUGAACCUGUCACUUUCCCGCAUCAAAUCCCUUCAUUUCCUGUUAGCAAGAACAACGUACUUCAGUUUCCUCAACCCGGAAGUAAAGAUGCAGAGGAAAGAAAAGAAUACAUCCCUGAUUACAUGCCACCCAUUGUGUCUUCUCAAGAAGAAGAAGAAGAAGAGCAGGUGCCCACCGAUGGGGGCACGUCAGCAGAAGCCAUGCAGGUUCCCUUGGAAGAAGAUGAUGAACUGGAGGAGGAGGAAAUUAUUAAUGAUGAGAACUUCCUGGGUAAGAGACCGCUGGACAGUCCGGAAGCUGAAGAAAUGCCCGUGAUGAAGCGGCCACGCCUGCUAAGCACUAAAGGGGACGCCCUGGACGUGGUGUUACUAGAGGCUCGAGAGCCACUCAGCUCAAUAAACCCCCAGAAGAUCCCGCCCAUGCUGUCCCCCGUCCACGCCCAGGACAGCACGGACCUCGCUCCUCCAUCGCCAGAGCCGCCGAUGUUAGCUCCGGUGGCCAAAUCACAGAUGCCCACCGCAAGACCACCGGAAGCAAAGCCGUUUGCACCUAAAACAAAGACUAAAACCAGUUCUCCAGGGCAGAAGACUAAAUCUCCCAAAACAACUCCGUCACCAGCCAUGGUGGGAAGUCCUAUUCGGUCUCCGAAAACCAUAUCCAAAGAAAAGAAAUCUCCUGGACGUUCGAAGAGCCCCAAAAGCCCCAAGAGUCCCAAGGUCAUGACUCACAUUCCCCAAGGACCCAUCAGACCCGACACACCUAACAGGACUCCUUCAGCUACGAUAAGUGAAAAAAUCAGCAAAGAGACCAUUCAGGUGAAACAAAUACAAACACCGCCCGAUGCCGGGAAACUGAACAAUGAGAAUCCGCCGAAAAAGGCCGCCGUGACCGAUAAGACCAUCGACGACUCCAUCGAUGCCGUGAUCGCACGGGCUUGUGCCGAACGGGAACCCGACCCCUUCGAGUUUUCCUCUGGAUCCGAAUCGGAAGGAGACAUUUUUACCAGUCCGAAGAGGAUUUCAGGUUCAGAAUGUGCUACCCCCAAAGCUUCCACUUCCUCUAACAACUUCCCCAAGUCAGGGUCCACCCCUCUGCCUCUUUCAGGCGGAACUUCAAGUUCUGACAAUUCCUGGACAAUGGACGCAUCCAUCGAUGAGGUGGUCCGGAAGGCCAAGAUGGGGACCCCUCCCAGCGUACCCUCCGGCUUCCCUUACAUCUCCUCUCCUUCGGUCUCUCCUCCCACCCCUGAGCCCCUGCACAAGGUGUAUGAGGAGAAGCCCAAACCGGCAGCCUCCGCGGACGUCAAGAAGAAGCUGAAAAAGGAGCUGAAGACAAAGAUGAAAAAGAAAGAGAAGCAGAGAGACAAGGAAAGGGACAGGGACAAAAGCAAGGAGAAGAGCAGGGAGAAGGAGAGAGGGAAGGACAAGGAGAAAGAAAAGGAGGCCAGCAAGGAAGCCAAGUAUCCCUGGAAGGACUUCCUCAAAGACGAAGAGGCGGAUCCCUACAAGUUUAAGAUAAAAGAGUUUGAAGACACGGAUCCAAAAGUGAGAUUGAAAGACGGAGUCAUGCGAAAGGAAAAGGAGAGGCAUAAAGAUAAGAAGAAAGAUAGAGAAAAGGGCAAAAAGGAUAAAGAGAAGCGGGACAAAGAGAAAGCGAGAGAGAAAGGCCGAGAAGAGAAGCUGAAGGCCACCCCCGCCCCCCUGGUCCUGCCCCCCAAGGACUUGGCGCUGCCCCUGUUCAGCCCCGCGGCAGCCGUGAGGGUCCCAGCCACGCUGCCCUCCCUGACGCCCAUGCUUCCCGAGAAGCUGUUCGAAGAGAGAGAGAAGCCCAAGGAGAAAGAAAGGAAAAAGGACAAAAAGGAGAAGAAGAAAAAGAAGGAGCGAGAGAAGGAAAAGGAGAAGAAGGAGAAGGAGAGGGAGAAAGAGAAGCGAGAGAGAGAGAAGAAGGAGAAGGAGAAGGAGAAACACAAGCAUGAAAAAAUAAAAGUGGAGCCAGUGGUCCCAGCCCCGAGCCCAGUGAUCCCCAGAUUGACUCUCAGAGUUGGAGCGGGCCAAGACAAGAUUGUCAUCAGCAAAGUGGUCCCAGCCCCCGAGGCUAAGCCGGCGCCUUCUCUGAACAGACCCAAGACGCCACCGCCCGCGUCAGCCCCCGCCCCCGUGCCUGCGCACAUCACCCCCGCCCCGGUGCCUUUGCCCCUCCUGGCCCCGGCCAGUGUGCCCCCCACCGGGAUGCCCGCCCCGGCCCCCGCCGCCUCGGGAGCCGCCAAUUCCAAAGCCCCCGUCCGGAGUGUGGUCACAGAGACAGUCAGCACUUACGUGAUCCGGGACGAGUGGGGGAACCAGAUCUGGAUCUGCCCCGGCUGCAACAAGCCUGACGACGGGAGCCCCAUGAUCGGCUGCGACGACUGUGAUGACUGGUACCACUGGCCCUGCGUGGGGAUAAUGGCUGCGCCUCCGGAGGAGAUGCAGUGGUUCUGUCCCAAGUGUGCCAACAAGAAGAAGGAUAAAAAGCACAAAAAGAGGAAGCACCGGGCACACUGACGCCCCGGGGACCCUGUCCCGAUGCCUCGGGGGAGGUGCCGCAGCCCCCACUGCGUGUCGCCUGCCGCCACGUUCCUGCAGAUCGUGAGCCUUGCGAGACGGAGGACGGACACAGCGCCGCGGGGGCGCCGGCCCGAGCCACGCGGUCGUGACCCCAGGGGAACUCACCCGGAGGCGGGGCGCCGGGGCCGCCUGGCCGCCGUUUUCUAUUACCAGUGACAAGUAUUACUAAUAAAAAGACCAUCAUCUUCCCUUUCGAUUUCUCGAUUCUCUCCAGGGCCUCUUCCUUAAAGUGUUAGGUGAGGACACGCGCGUGGCCCGCCUUGGCCCUGACCGAGGGGACGGCGGCGGUCCGCGUGCGCUCAGCCUGCCUCCCUUCUAGUGAGAUAAUCACAUGAAAGAAAACUCCAGGUGGAGUGUCGGCAAAUAUUUUUGUGAUGAAAAAUAUAUGAAGCUUCCUCUCCCUCCCUGUUUUUAGUACUAACAUGUAAAAUGUUCAGGCUUUUUGUGAAACACCUUAUAUUUUUUAAGAAAAAGGUUUCUAUCAUGUCCUGCUGGCCCUUGAUUUUUGUUGGCUCUCGCCUGUUUUCUAUCUCUGUUGCCUCCCGACUUUGCCCUUUUCUCAAAACUGCUGGCGUUCUUCUCACGGCUUACCCAGUCAUCAACUUCUAUAAAAAACUCUUCAGACCAGGAGCUCUCCCCUAAUGUAAAUAAUAAAUAUUUAUGAAGUAGUUAUUUUUUAAAAUUUUUAUCGUGUUGAAUUCUGGCUUUCUCUGAAAUCUGCCAUGAUUUCAGCCGUGUCUGUAAUUACUGCUGUACAUAGUGAAGAAGGCUGGAAAAGAAGAGCCGCACGUAGUUCAGAGUUACGCCCUCGAGCUGAACCCACGCCGAACCCAAAACACUGGGGGACAGAGCCGAGCAGUUGGAAGGAAAACAAGGCAAUUUAAAUCUACGCUUUAUGAUUUGAAAUUGUUUUGUUACCUGUUUUGUUUCUGUAAAUUUCUUUGACUUCCUUUUGUUUGGAAGGACAUGUAGAUUCCCCAAAGUAAAAAAAAAAAAAAAAAAUACUGUAGCAUUUUGUGUUUAUAUUGUUUUAUUUCUGCAAAUCUGUUCAUUGAUAUUGUGGUUUAAGGCUGAAAUGAAGUAUAUUAUGAAAUUUUUUUUUUAAAGAAAACAUCAAAUUUCAGGGUAUCACAAAACUUUAUUAUAUUACUAUACUGCCCACUAUUUAUUAUAUGUUAUAGAUGUCUGAGAGAUAAACCAAAUAUUUUAUUUUUAAUGUAAAACAUCAGAUUUAAUUUUAUUAGCAUAUUUUAGCAACUUUGGACUAAAUAUGGACUUUUACUUGAUUUUGAAGUAAUCCCAGCUUGGGCCACUGUAAUGGAUAUCUUGAAUGCUAGAAUAUGGGCUUUGAACCUAAUACAAAUAUAUUAACAGAAAUUGUGAUUUUUUUUAAAUGCCAAGCAAAUUGAUAUUAGUAUAUGAAUUAAUCAUAUUUUAAAACAUAUUAUGUGGUUAGAGAAAUGAGGUUUUCUGCCAUGAAUGUUAAAUUGCAAAUCAGUGGAAAUGGAGUCAACCUUUCAAGACUGCAGUAUUUCAUUGCCCACCUUGUUCUAGAAGCCAAAAUUUUUCUAUCCCUACAGAGAAACAAAGCAUCUAUGUUGAGAUACGUGUUUUUUGUUCAUUAAUUUGAGAUCAUCCUAAAUACUUUAUACGAUAUUUUCACAUGCACAGAUCUACCCAUUAGUGCUUUUUGGAGAGGGUUGGGGGUGGGGAAGUGCAAAAUAAAGAUGA